AUGAAGAACACUAUCCAGUAUCUCGCCGCGGCUCUGCCGUUGGCUUCAGCGUACCCUCAAGUUAUGGAGGCCGUCUCAGGACAGAUGGCCAAGCGUGUCACCUACCCUGUUGUCGGUGCUCCCGCAUUCACAACCGACCGCGACAACUGCGGUUCCCACGGAAAGUGUACCGUGUUCAACGCCGAGGAUCAGUACGUAGAUGUCACUUCAGGCAGCGGGCAUGAGUUCCAGUCACCAAAGGCAAGCGAUGCCCGUGGUCAGUGUCCUGGAUUGAACGCCGCGUCAAACCACGCCUUCUUGCCUCGUAACGGUAUCGCUACGAUUCAGCAGACAAUCGACGGUCUUGGUGCCGCCUACAGCAUGUCUCCCGAGCUGUCAUUGAUAUUGGCAGCUAUUGCCAUUGCCAUCUCCGGCGACCCAGUUGCUGGAACGUGGAGCAUUGGUGGAGGAUAUGACGGCGCUCUUAGCCUGUUGGGACGACCAACUGGUAUUGUUGGCACACACAACAGAUAUGAGGGUGAUGCCUCGAUCGUGAGGGGAGAUGCCUACCUUCACAAUGGCAACGUCGGCGCCUUCGAGAUGCACAAGUGGGAGCACCUCUACAGCCUACUCGGCGAGGACGGUCUCACCCACGACAAGGCUGCUGCUCAGGCCAAGUACACCGCCGACUACUCCAUCCAGAACAACCCCUACUACUUCYCAGCUCCCUUCAGUGGACUGGUCGCUCCAGACGCCCACAACUUCGUGGUUCACUUCAUGUCCAACCGCUCCGAGGCCAACAAGGGUGGUGACCUUCACGGUGAUGUUCUCAAGACUUUCUUCGCUGUUACUGGCGAGCCUGGCAACUUCGUCCACCACCGGGGCCAAGAGGCUAUUCCCGAGAACUGGUACAAGCGCCCUACGUCGCAGCCAAUGAACACAGUUGACACAAACGUGGACACCGUCAUCAACGACAGAAUGUACCCUGGUAUCAUCCGAUUUGGUGGCAACGCCGGCCAAGUCAACUCUUUCGUCGGUGCCGACCUCGGAGAUCUCACAGGCGGAGUCUUCAACGGUCCUUCACUCGCCGAGGGCAACAACCUCUCCUGCUUCAUGCUCCAGGCUACUCAGGCCGGUCUCUCCGACGCUGCCUUCCYAUUGAUCGAGCCUCUUGGCAAGACGCUCGACUUCCUGAGCAAGAAUUUGGGUCCACAGCUUUCGGGAUUGAACUGCCCACAGCUCAGCAAGUUCAACAACGAGGCCUUUAGGGAACUUCCUGGCCGGUCUUACAAGGGCCAGUAG
Molecule: messenger RNA, 1281 nt
Organism: Ramularia collo-cygni
Lineage: Eukaryota; Fungi; Ascomycota; Dothideomycetes; Mycosphaerellales; Mycosphaerellaceae
Product: related to oxidase
Exons: 6
Coding region: 1-1281 (426 amino acids)
Molecular function (GO): peroxidase activity
Source: RefSeq, a predicted model, not a curated record